UUUUUAUCUUCCUGCUUUCUUAGUAAUAUCACGUGUUUUUGUGGGUUAAUCACAGACUCAAUCAAAAUAUCGCUGCAUUAUUCUCUUUGUUUGGUCAAAUUCCAUUCUCGAAGUAAUUGGACGUAGGAGGAAAAUAAUUGUAGGCAGAAUCGAACUUCGAUUGUCGAGGGGGCAACGAUGUCGUCACCGGAGAUUGCUGGCAUCUUGGACAAUUCGAAAGAGCUGGAUCAGUUAAGGAAAGAGCAAGAGGAUGUGCUCAUCGAGAUCAACAAGAUGCACAAGAAGCUUCAAACAAAACACAUACCACUGUUGCUGUUUGUUGAUGGUUUUUUCCCAAGCUAAUGCAGCUCCUGAGGUGGUUGAGAAGCCUGGGGAUAGCUCAUUAGCGAGACUUAAAUUAUUGUACACUCGUGCAAAAGAGCUUUCAGAAACUGAAGUAAGCAUUUCGAACUCACUUGUCAGCCAACUUGAAGCUCUGCUGCCACCUGGACCGCCAGGGCAACCACGAAGAAGAAUAGGAAAAGGUAAAGUCCACUGCUUUGGAUACUCAUCAAUAUAGUUGGCAAUUUGGCAUCUCUCCUGCCAUUUUGGUCAUUCAUGUAUAGUCAAGCUUCAUGAAGAAGAAGGUAAUGAGCAGAAAAAGAAACGGUUAAAGACUGACUCAGAU
Molecule: messenger RNA, 667 nt
Organism: Prosopis cineraria
Lineage: Eukaryota; Viridiplantae; Streptophyta; Magnoliopsida; Fabales; Fabaceae
Product: SAGA-associated factor 29 homolog A-like
Exons: 5
Coding region: 251-559 (102 amino acids)
Cellular component (GO): SAGA complex
Source: RefSeq, a predicted model, not a curated record